Triticum aestivum (bread wheat) is the source of this 566-nucleotide messenger RNA. RefSeq names its product histone H4. The transcript has a single exon. The record is from RefSeq and is a predicted model, not a curated record. Gene Ontology annotation, molecular function: protein heterodimerization activity; DNA binding; structural constituent of chromatin. Gene Ontology annotation, cellular component: nucleosome. The coding region runs from base 93 to 404 and encodes 103 amino acids. NCBI's taxonomy places the organism in Eukaryota, Viridiplantae, Streptophyta, Magnoliopsida, Poales, Poaceae.
GACCCUUUACCACCAGCAGCCGCCGGCACCACCGCUCCUCCUCCAUUUCGAUCCAAAUCACACAUCCGCUCCAAGGAAGGAAGCCGUCAGCCAUGUCCGGCCGCGGCAAGGGAGGGAAGGGGCUGGGCAAGGGCGGAGCCAAGCGCCACCGGAAGGUGCUGCGGGACAACAUCCAGGGCAUCACCAAGCCGGCGAUCCGGCGUCUCGCUCGGAGGGGCGGCGUGAAGCGCAUCUCGGGGCUCAUCUAUGAGGAGACCCGCGGCGUGCUCAAGAUCUUCCUCGAGAACGUCAUCCGCGACGCCGUCACCUACACCGAGCACGCCCGCCGCAAGACCGUCACCGCCAUGGACGUCGUCUACGCGCUCAAGCGACAGGGACGCACCCUCUACGGCUUCGGCGGCUAGGCCGCGCUCGAACUCACCUCGUGCCGUCAAAUUAGUCGCUUAGCUGUGGUUGUUCAGUGUUCAUCGUCUUCAGUGUAACGGCCGCAUCUCGCUGCUGUUGUUCAGUGUUGUGUGCUUGGAUGCACUAUGAUGGAAUGGAAAUCGCAGCAUUUUACCCCUGAA